GUCUCGGAUAUUUAUAUUGUCUAGCAAACCCUCGCCAACAACCAUUCAAUAUGAGCACAAACGAACCGUCAAACAUCCAGGCUUCCAGCGCCCCGACGCUGCCGCCCAACGUCAAAAUAUUCUCUCCGGCGCAACCAAGCACGGCAACGGCGUUGCUCAAUGGCCGCAUCUUCACACGACUCACGGCCAACACCCAGACCGAGCCGUCAAAGCUCGCGGCGGCGCUGAGAGACGCGGCCCGUCCCGAGGUCAACGACACGUUUUGCUUCAGCCACCGCAAUGUCGUGCUGAUCUUCGACGGGGAGAAGGACGGCGCCGACGUGACGGAUGCCCAUCAUGAGCAUUUCCGCCUCGUCUGCCUGGCGCUGAAGGACGCCGACAUCAGCCUCGACGUCGCCGGUUGCAUAUUCGAUACCUCCGACGUCCUGCAGGCAGGCUUCCAACUGGACACCCUGAGCUCGGGGUCAGUUCUUGUCAUCGACCUCAUGGAUGAAGACGACGACGACGAUGACUCCGACGAGGAAGGUGAUGAGGCGGCCGCCGAGAAGCUCCUGAUGAGCGGAGACUCAGGGGCCACAAUGUCGUGAGAAUACCAGCUACACGCUGAGGCUUUUUUGGGAAUCAUCUAAUACGGCCCGCGACGGCCAUCCUACGCACCGAGCCCGCUGGAGGAUCAGUAAAAGCCGAAGCCAGGACUCCAACCGUCGACCGUCACUAGGCGCAUUUCCGGUCAAAGAUUCAUUGAUGUUACGCCAGGAUUGCGUGGUGAAGGAAGUUCGUUUCAAAGCAAGUUGGAAUCACGAAACACAAGAUGAUGGAUGGGGUGGUGCCCGAUACAGCGUGCCGCCAAUUCAGAAAACUGUCGGAAUGCGCUGGACCGAAUUUGUCAGCUAUCAAAGACCGAGAGAUCGGUCAGAGUGGCCUUGGGAUCUCCCCUCUUCUUCUUGAGGGCUGGAUCGCCUUCCCGAGUGGCCGCAGCCUCAAAGAAGGUUACAGUUGGCGAGGGAAAUCACUACUCAGUUUGCGGGGGAGCUCCUUGCUCAAUGCCAUGCGGACGCUCCGCGUGGGGCUGUUCAUGGGGUAGUACACUGUACAGAUAUCUUCCGCAAUUUAGCUCCCGGUUGCAUAGAGGCACUUUCUUGAGCGUCGGCCCGUUAGUCUGGGGACCAUCAAGUUCAAGCGCAUUCUCUUGAGCGGCGGGCUCCCCAGGCUCCCGGAUGCAAAAAGUCACAAACACGCGGAGCUUUUCCCCAUACCCUCCCAGCCGAUGGCUCGCCCCAAAAUGACAAAUCUCUUCGCAACUUUGUACACCGAGAUACGUAGUAGCCAAGGCGGUCCCUAUUGAGGUUGCACAAUCAGAAAAAUAAAAACACCACG
Messenger RNA from Colletotrichum destructivum, 1377 nucleotides. RefSeq lists its product as uncharacterized. The record is from RefSeq and is a predicted model, not a curated record. The coding region runs from base 51 to 587 and encodes 178 amino acids. The transcript has a single exon. NCBI's taxonomy places the organism in Eukaryota, Fungi, Ascomycota, Sordariomycetes, Glomerellales, Glomerellaceae.